UGCGAGACAGCAAGAUGGCGCUCUCCAUGAACCAAUUCCGUUCGGGGUUGAUUUUACAAAAGCGAAUGAUUUUAACGAACUUCACAAGAACCUGUAGCUCUAACAAAAAAGAUGUGAGACCGAAGGAGGUGAAACAUCCCGAGGCAGACCUAGCCAAACAAUACCCCGAUACAGACAUUGUAAAGGGACGAGUGGCUGACAAAUUACCAUUCAAGGUAGAACUCCAGGCAGGGAAGAAAUAUUCAUGGUGUGCCUGCGGACACUCACAUUCUCAGCCCUUUUGUGACGGGAACCAUAAACGUAAGCAAGAAGAGUUUAAAAACCCCCGAUAUAGGCCGGUGCGAUUUACUGUGGAGGAGACAAAGGAGUACUGGCUGUGUCGUUGUAAACAGACAGAUAAUCCUCCAUUCUGUGAUGGCAGCCACAAGGAACCUAAUGUGACCAGUAUCAACAGGAUAAAUCCAACAACUUAGUACUAAAUAACAAUAUACAUAUAUGUAUUGUAGACUUAAUCAUUAACCAGAGCCAUGGUAUCUUGUGAUUUGCUUUCAUCUUGAAGAAUAGAUUAUUUCAAUGUAACUGCAAAAUAAAUAUUAUUUAAAUGAUUGAAUUU
Molecule: messenger RNA, 613 nt
Organism: Pecten maximus
Lineage: Eukaryota; Metazoa; Mollusca; Bivalvia; Pectinida; Pectinidae
Product: CDGSH iron-sulfur domain-containing protein 3, mitochondrial-like
Exons: 3
Coding region: 15-473 (152 amino acids)
Cellular component (GO): intracellular membrane-bounded organelle
Molecular function (GO): 2 iron, 2 sulfur cluster binding
Source: RefSeq, a predicted model, not a curated record